AUGGCGAUUGUGGAGUUUACAAACGAUUUGUCCGGUUUUCGUGAUGCAAUGACUUUUGAGAGUGUUUAUAAUAGCUAUGGCCGUGGGAAAAGACAUUAUUGUGGGGAUCAACUUGGGCUGGGAGGUAUGUACGGAUGGGUUGCGAGGGAGGGUGAUUAUUAUUCGGAUAGUGUUCUUGGGAAAAACUUGAGGAAUAGUGAUUUGAAAACAAUCAAGGACGUUCAAGCUGAAUAUGUAAGGAAGAACGAACAACUUGUCACAAAUUUAGUUCAUUUGGUCGAUGAGAAGAAUGACAACUUGGAACGAGUUAAGCUCGAAUUGAAUGAGAUCAGCUACUCUCUCAAGAACUUGACGGAGAGAUUUGAAUUUCAAAAGCAAGAGCUCAAGAUUCGGAGUGAAGAGUUGGAGAAAGUUAAGGCACAAAGCGAAAGUGACAAAGAGAAAGAGAAACGAAAGAAUGCAAUGAAAAACAGUAAACUUGAAAUGGCAGAAUUGGAGUAUAAAAAAAAUGUAUUAAGGAUGGCUGAAGAGCAAAAGAGAGUGAAAGAGGCACACCUCAGAGAAAGAAUUGAAGAGGAGAAGAAAUUGGAUGCCAAAGAUAAAUUGGAAUUAGAGGUUGAACUGUUGAGAGGGCAAUUGAAAGCCUUGACGUACAUGGCAGAUGAUGAUGCGGACUUGGAGUCGAAGAAGAAGGUAGAAGAAUUAACCAAAGAUUUGAAAGAAGAAAUAUAA
Papaver somniferum (opium poppy) is the source of this 732-nucleotide messenger RNA. RefSeq names its product protein INVOLVED IN DE NOVO 2-like. NCBI's taxonomy places the organism in Eukaryota, Viridiplantae, Streptophyta, Magnoliopsida, Ranunculales, Papaveraceae. The record is from RefSeq and is a predicted model, not a curated record. Bases 1 to 732 code for a protein of 243 amino acids. Gene Ontology annotation, biological process: gene silencing by siRNA-directed DNA methylation. The transcript is spliced from 3 exons.